CAACAAUUCAUAUAAUUAGAGUCUGUAGAAAAAUUAUUUGAGUCUCGGAAUAAUACUAUUCAAACAAAUUGUGACAGAAGAAGUAUAAUAGAAUAAAGAAAAAUAGUAGUCGUAAAAAAUAAUAGAGGCGCAAUUGAGGGCAGUGAGGUUGUAACUGAAUGGUCAAACUGUUUUAUCCAAAAGAAGAAAAAAUUAAUAAGAAGAAAAAAGGAAAAAAAGAAGAAAAGAAAAGGACUACAUUGAUGAUUAUAUUCUCCUCUGCUUGUUUCUUUAUUUCCCACAAAUCUUGAAUGUUAUCUCAUGAGACUAACAUUCUUGAUUUGUCAUCCUCCUCCUUAUUGUCUUGUCUUCUAUCUUUGACUCUGUCACAUAUUCAUAUAUAAAAAAAAAAAAAAUUAAUCUAAUUUCCAUUGCCAAUAUUCAAAGAAGCCUCCAUCUUCAAAUUUAACAAGUGAUUCAUUGUCCCUUUGGUUGAAUCUUAUAAUUGGAUAUAUGGAAUGGCUUUAAUUUCACGAGGUAAGAUUUAUUUUUGAGGAGAUUAAAUCGCAGGCGCGCAUAAUAUUAGAGAUAUGGGUGCAUGUUGUACCUGUCAAAGGGUGCGCCAUUAUGAUCUUCAAGGAAAUCAUCGUCACCAUAAUAUUGUACACAAUAUUAAUGGGGACGAUAAAAGUAAUAUUCAUGGCGAAGAUGAUCAUGGUGUUGUAGGAAAGGGAGAUUUUGGUGCUAAUAUUAGGUUACAUGGAUAUUCUAAGUUUGUAUCUAUGUAUAGUCAACAAGGUAAAAAGGGGAUCAAUCAAGAUGCCAUGACCGUUUGGGAGAAUUUUGGUGGUGAUAAAGGUGCGUUUUUUUGUGGCGUCUUCGAUGGGCACGGUCCAUCGGGUCACAAGGUGGCGCGCUACGUGCGCGACUUGUUACCGUCGAAAAUUUCAUCAUCGUUGAAAGAGUGUAAUGAAAUUAGAAGCAGUGAAAAUGAUGAAGAAUCUCAUCAAAACUCAAUGUUUGAUGCAUGGAAAGCUGCAUAUCUCAAGUCCUAUAAAGAAAUGGAUGCACAGCUUGAAAGGGAACCUUCAAUUGAGAGUUAUUCCAGUGGUACAACAGCUGUUACUUUAUUUAAGCAGGGAGAACAUCUGUUCGUUGGAAAUUUAGGGGAUUCUCGAGCUAUUAUUUGCACUAGGGAUGAGAAAAAUCAGCUUAUAUCCCAACAACUCACAGUGGACUUGAAGCCUCACCUUCCAAGUGAGUAUGAACGAAUUAAAAGUUGUCAAGGAAGAGUAAUGGCAAUGGAGCAAGAACCAAAUGUAUACAGAGUGUGGAUGCCAGAUGAAGAUUGCCCUGGUUUGGCCAUGGCUAGGGCUUUUGGAGAUUUUUGCUUGAAAGACUAUGGCCUCAUCUCUGUCCCUGAGGUGUAUUAUAGAAAGCUUACUGAAAGUGACGAAUUUGUUGUUUUGGCAACUGAUGGGGUGUGGGAUGUUUUAAGCAACGAUGAAGUGAUUCGGAUAGUCGCUACAACAAGAAAGCGAUCAAUGGCAGCAAGAACACUAGUAGAAUGUGCAGUUCGGGCCUGGAAAUACAAAUACCCGCGUGCAAAGAUAGAUGAUUGUGGCGUAGUAUGCUUGUUCUUCAAACGCCAAAAACCUCUAUUAACCAAAUCAAUGUCCGAGGUUACUCAAUUGAGUUUCAACUAUGCAGAGCUAGCAAAUGAUCAAAAUUACCCUGAUAACACCAAAACAGAUGAUGGCCUCGAUACAUUGCUUAAUUAUCAAGUCAAAGAAGGAGAAGAUCAAGAAAUUGCUCCGGGAGUCCAGGAUGGUUCGGAUAAUAAUAAUAAGAAGAAGAAUUCAUCGACAGAGAAUCUACAUUAUCGGAGCCAAAGAAGAAGAUCCGCGAUGAAAUUUGUGUAUCCUGAAGAUCAGCAAAUAUUGUGAGACUUUAGGUUACUGGAAAUUGAAAUCAAGUGCAAUUUGUAUACAUAUAAGUAGCCUGAAAAGAAGAGGUCCAGAGGCAAAAGAGAAUGGUGCAGGGUAAAUUGAUGACAAAAUCAGGGUGGAUAUUUGGACACUUAAAACAAGUUUCAAAAUGUCCAUGACAUAAAUGUUGGUGUACAUAACUUAAAAACUCUUAAUGAAACUGCAAAAUUGGAAAUAGUGGCUUCUUGAGUCAUUUGUAUCAUACGACGAGACAACCUCUAAACGUCAUACGUAUUAUAGAGUGUUAAAAUUUCAUGAAGCUAAUGUCUCGAUAAGCAUAAGACAUUCGUCCUAUGCACGUUCUUUAAUAACUCAGCUUUUAUAUCCGCCCCUGUACACCUCGGAAAAACACUACAUGCUAGCUUAAAGUCCUGGAUUGCCAUCGUAGUUAUAUGCCCGUAAGUCUUUUUUUCCCUUUGUAACAUUCUUUGAAGUGUUUGCCACUAUUUACAUAGUAAUAUGUUGUUUCUAUUAGUAAGAAUGUAAUAACUUAGAAUAUUGCUAUGUACAUAUAUCAUAAAAUUCAGUUUGUUAAAUCUAAAGUUUUGUAAUGCUUUUAAUCAAUUCUAUAGAAGUUAA
Lycium ferocissimum is the source of this 2546-nucleotide messenger RNA. RefSeq names its product probable protein phosphatase 2C 65. The record is from RefSeq and is a predicted model, not a curated record. Lineage: Eukaryota; Viridiplantae; Streptophyta; Magnoliopsida; Solanales; Solanaceae. The transcript has 5 exons. Gene Ontology annotation, molecular function: protein serine/threonine phosphatase activity. The coding region runs from base 570 to 1925 and encodes 451 amino acids. Gene Ontology annotation, biological process: protein dephosphorylation.